AGGGAGAGAGAGAGGUAGAGGGUGUCUGGCUGCGUACAUGUGGUACAGGCAGGGGGAUCAGAACGCUUACAGAACAGGCAGCAUAAUUCCAUGCUCUUCCUAAGUGUCAGCCCUGCCGGGAGCUGUGCCUGCAGCCUACUUGGAGAGGAAAAGUAGAAGGUGGAGGGGGGUCAGCUCCUAAGUGAGUGGGUCCUCACUUAGCAUGAGGGCAUCUGCUGAUCUCCAGUGACUGUCUGGCUCCUCCUGGUCAGAUUUGGCCCUCUCUCUCCUAGAUACUUGCUUUAGAAGAGGAGACACACCUUUCUGCAGCAGGGAGACGGAACUGACCAGAUUGCAAACCGGUGCUGGUAGAUGAUCUGCAGCUGCCCUGGGCCCAGGCAGACUGAUUCAGCAGAAGCAUCUGUGCAUGGGAGUCGCAAUCAGGGGCCAUGGCAGUGCAGCUGGUGCCGGACUCCGCUCUCAGCCUGCUGAUGAUGACGGAGGGCCGUCGAUGUCAAGUACAUCUCCUUGAUGAUAGGAAGCUGGAGCUCCUAGUACAGCCCAAGCUUUUGGCCAAGGAGCUUCUUGACCUCGUGGCCUCUCAUUUUAACCUGAAGGAAAAGGAAUACUUUGGAAUCGCAUUCACAGAUGAGACGGGACACUUGAACUGGCUUCAACUGGAUCGAAGAGUACUGGAGCAUGACUUCCCCAAAAAGUCUGGGCCCGUGGUUCUGUACUUCUGUGUCAGAUUCUACAUAGAAAGCAUCUCCUACCUGAAGGACAAUGCCACCAUUGAACUCUUCUUCCUGAAUGCAAAGUCCUGCAUCUACAAGGAGCUCAUUGAUGUGGACAGUGAGGUGGUGUUUGAGCUGGCAUCCUAUAUUUUGCAGGAAGCAAAAGGCGAUUUCUCUAGCAAUGAGGUGGUGAGGAGUGACCUGAAGAAGCUUCCAGCCCUUCCUACCCAAGCCCUGAAGGAACACCCCUCUCUGGCCUACUGUGAAGACAGAGUCAUUGAGUACUACAAGAAACUGAAUGGCCAGACGAGGGGUCAAGCAAUCGUGAACUACAUGAGUAUCGUGGAGUCUCUCCCAACCUACGGUGUUCACUAUUAUGCAGUGAAGGACAAGCAGGGAAUACCGUGGUGGCUGGGACUAAGCUACAAAGGAAUCUUCCAGUAUGACUACCAUGAUAAAGUGAAGCCAAGGAAGAUAUUCCAAUGGAGGCAGUUGGAGAAUCUCUAUUUCAGAGAAAAGAAGUUUUCCGUGGAAGUUCAUGACCCCCGCAGGGCUUCAGUGACCAGGAGGACUUUUGGGCACAGUGGCAUUGCUGUGCACACGUGGUAUGCAUGUCCAGCAUUAAUCAAGUCCAUUUGGGCGAUGGCGAUUAGCCAACAUCAGUUCUAUCUGGACAGAAAACAAAGUAAGUCCAAGAUCCAUGCAGCACGAAGUCUGAGUGAGAUCGCCAUUGACCUAACAGAAACAGGGACACUGAAGACCUCCAAGCUGGCCAACAUGGGGAGCAAAGGGAAAAUCAUUAGUGGCAGCAGCGGGAGCCUGCUGUCCUCAGGUUCUCAGGAAUCAGAUAGCUCGCAGUCGGCCAAGAAAGACAUGCUGGCUGCCUUGAAAUCCAGGCAGGAAGCUCUGGAGGACACGCUGCGCCAGAGGCUUGAGGAACUGAAGAGAUUGUGUCUCCGGGAAGCCGAGCUCACGGGCAAACUGCCUGUUGAAUAUCCCCUGGAUCCAGGAGAGGAGCCACCUAUUGUUCGGAGAAGAAUUGGGACAGCCUUCAAGCUAGAUGAACAGAAAAUCCUGCCCAAAGGAGAGGAAGCUGAGCUGGAACGCCUGGAACGGGAGUUUGCAAUUCAGUCCCAGAUCACCGAGGCUGCCCGCCGCUUAGCCAGUGACCCCAAUGUCAGCAAAAAACUCAAGAAGCAAAGAAAAGCCUCUUAUCUGAAUGCACUGAAGAAGCUGCAGGAGAUUGAAAAUGCAAUCAAUGAGAACCGCAUCAAGUCAGGGAAGAGACCCACCCAGAGGGCAUCGCUAGUCAUAGAUGAUGGAAAUAUUGCCAGUGAAGACAGCUCCCUCUCUGAUGCUCUUGUUCUUGAAGAUGAAGACUCUCAGGUUACCAGCACAAUAUCCCCCCUACAGUCUCCGCACAAGGGACUUCCUCCUAGGCCACCAUCUUCGCACAACAGGCCUCCUCCCCCGCAGUCCCUGGAGGGGCUCAGGCAGAUGCACUAUCAUCGCACCGACUAUGACAAGUCACCCUUAAAGCCCAAGAUGUGGAGUGAGUCCUCUUUAGACGAGCCUUACGAGAAGGUGAAGAAACGCUCCUCCCACAGUCAUUCCAGCAGCCACAAACGCUUCCCCAGCACAGGAAGCUGUACUGAGGCUGGAGUAAGCAGCUCCUUGCAGAACAGCCCCAUCCGAGGCCUCCCGCACUGGAAUUCCCAGUCUAGCAUGCCGUCCACCCCGGACCUGCGUGUCCGGAGUCCCCACUACGUUCAUUCCACAAGGUCAGUAGACAUCAGUCCCACAAGACUGCACAGCCUUGCACUGCACUUUAGGCAUCGAAGCUCGAGCUUGGAGUCCCAGGGCAAGCUCCUGGGCUCAGAGAAUGACACUGGGAGCCCUGACUUCUAUACUCCGAGGACUCGUAGCAGCAAUGGCUCAGACCCCAUGGAUGACUGCUCGUCAUGCACCAGCCACUCGAGCUCAGAGCACUACUACCCGGCACAGAUGAAUGCCAACUACUCAACACUAGCUGAGGACUCACCGUCCAAAGCGCGCCAGCGGCAGCGGCAGAGGCAGCGGGCAGCAGGCGCACUGGGUUCAGCAAGCUCCGGCAGCAUGCCUAACCUGGCAGCACGCAGUGGGGCUGCAGGCACGGGUGGCAGCGGCGUGUAUCUGCACAGCCAGAGCCAGCCGAGCUCGCAGUACCGCAUCAAGGAGUACCCACUGUAUAUUGAGGGCAGUGCCACACCUGUUGUGGUGCGCAGCCUGGAGAGUGACCAGGAGGGCCACUACAGUGUCAAGGCCCAGUUCAAGACCUCCAAUUCCUACACAGCUGGCGGCCUGUUCAAAGAGAGCUGGCGUGGGGGUGGCGAUGAGGGCGAUGCAGGGCGCCUUACACCAUCGCGCUCCCAGAUCCUGCGGACUCCUUCGUUGGGGCGUGAUGGCGCCCAUGACAAAGGCUCUGGCCGUGCAGCAGUAUCAGAUGAGCUGCGCCAGUGGUACCAGCGCUCCACAGCCUCGCACAAGGAGCACAGCCGCUUGUCGCACACCAGCUCCACUUCCUCGGACAGCGGCUCUCAGUACAGCACCUCUUCCCAGAGCACCUUCGUGGCGCACAGCAGGGUCACCAGAAUGCCCCAGAUGUGCAAGGCCACAUCAGCUGCCUUACCUCAAAGCCAGAGGAGCUCAACACCGUCAAGUGAAAUUGGAGCCACCCCACCAAGCAGUCCCCACCACAUCCUGACCUGGCAGACUGGGAGCUACAGUGAUAGCUGCUUCCUGGAUUCCUCCCUCUAUCCAGAGCUAGCUGAUGUCCAAUGGUACGGGCAGGAAAAAGCCAAGCCCGGGACCCUCGUAUGAGCCAGCCCGGCCUGUUCUGACCAUCGCACGCCAUUCUGAGUCACCUCACUGCCUCUCAGUUGCCUUACCCAGACACACUGUCACCUGCACCAGCUUCGGCCCUCGGCACUUUUUUUCUCCUGUCUCCACAUCCCCUUCAUCCUCAAAAACCUGACUGAGGAGACAUUCUGGAAGGUUCCGAUCCCACUGUGUGUCCUCUGGCUCUCUGGGCAAGAGAGCCAGACAACAAUCCUCAAUGGCAUCUUGGUGGUUUCCCUUUGCCAUGACAGCCCCAGGCCAGGAACUGUCAGGGAAGCCAACAUAUGCAACUCCUGUGGAAAGAGAAGCGUUGGUAGACAAUGGAAAAAGACACAGACUUAUCUGUGCAGACUGUAAAGCCGUGUCCAGCUGCCACCAGAGGCCAAAUGAGUGCUUCAAGAGGAUGCUUCAUGGGGAUACUCAGUUUAUACCAGAAAUAUUCUGUAUUCUGUAAUGAGAGAGCCUACAAGAAUAUCUAAGGGAAAGAGAGAGAAAGGAAGACCAGCGCUUCUGAGACGCAUCGGAGGAUCACUAUCGGUUCUAUGCUGCCAAAGAUUAGACACAUUCAACAAUAGACAGAUAGGAGGGGCCAAGAGGAACACACUUUUUCUGCAGUGAAAUUUCUUUUCAGCUCUAAACUGCUUCUAUGCAGCACAAGUGAAAGUCAACCAUUUGUAAAUCAUGUCCUGUCGUGACCCACUUCUCCCUACCCGAGAGCCUGGAAAUGAACCCAAUGGGACAGUGAAGACGGAGGAGGCUUGACUGGCCUGGCAGAUACAGAAUCUGUCUGUCUGGAUAUGAAGGAAAACAGAUUGGAAGUAGGAGCAGGGUGCUGUUAACCACCCUAUGCUGGGGCCUCAGCCUGUGCCCCCGAAGCUGUUUUCCUUUUGGGAUUGGUCGGAAGCUAAAGGUGAUCAUUGCCAAAAGCGGUUCUCUCUUGUUAAAACAGCCAGUAAACGUGUAACCUUUCUUUUUUGUACAAGGCGUUUCAUUUUCUUUUUUAUGGGAAACCAAGGGAAAAAGCACAUUGCAAUCUAUUCAAGUGUUUUACUGUUGUGGCUCAUUUUGUUUGUUAACACGUGUGUGACAAAGAACUCAGAUGGACCUCUCCUGUGUGUCACUUAGUCAAAGAACCCAAGUAUGCCCUUAGGUAGGAAGAUUUUUUUUAUUUGUCUACCAGCCGGCAGGCAGAGCAGAGUUGAAACAACUCCGCUCCCAAAGGGCCCAUCCACUUCCAGCAGUAUCCAUGACCUUGAUUGCCACCUCUGUCCACAGAUACCAAGAGGAUAAAAGGCGGCAAAAAAAAAAAAAAAAAAAAAAAAAAAAAAAAAAAGAAAAAAAAAAAAAGAAAAAGAAAAAAGAAAAGAAAAAGAAAAAAAAGGAAAAGCAUGUGUGCAAGUUGCUCGUUUACAUGUGUUUUGAGCUAUGCUCAACACACAAUCAAAAAGCCAUCAAUCUUCAAAGGCCUCAAAAUUUUAUAAUAACUACACCAGUGAACAGUCUUAGUUGGGUUACUCAACAUGGCACAAAAGAGUUUCCCUGGAGGUAUAGUACACGUUAGCAUAAGUGGGGCCUUGGGGGGGGUCGCCUAUGAAAAGACAUCCAAGGUGGGAGUACUUUUGUGGGAAAGCAGAUCUAAGAAUUAGCUGUGGCAUCAAAAGAAAAACCAUUGUUGUUCUUGUAUGUGAAUCCAAGAACAACAGACUGCACCACACCAGGAGGGUAAGCAAUGGACACUGCUCACUCUGCAGUGGCUUGGAAAGCUCUGGAAGUCAACAAGGAAUAUUAAUACCAUGAGGUCUUAGGCCUCCUCUGCCAUUUUUCUAUGGCCCAUUCAAGGCCAGAUACCCCAGAGCUGGCAUGGCCAGCUUGAUGACUAAACAGUACUCUUCUUGGACACUGCAGUGUAACCCUGUAGGAUUGGUAGAAACUGGAUAAUGGUACAAAAAGAAUCUGGGGCUUGAUGGAGAUGGGGGCUACCCUUUUCUUUUUUGCUCCUAGUAUGAUAUCAGAGCUACAAAAGGCAGAUUUAUUUGGGAAUUUUUUUUCCUUCCUUCCCUAAUAGGAAAUGUGACACAAUGGGUCAAUUUUUUUCUUCCAAAAGGAGAUGCCUGAACAAUUAGACUGAACUAUGGUGCAACAGGAAAAGUCCAAAGAGAAACAAAGAAGACAAGGUUACAUGGUUACAGGUUAUAACAGAGACAGUGGUUUGAAAAUCAGUUCUGAAUUAGCUUGGAUCAAUGACAGAGGCAGAAAGAAUCUAAAAUAAUACAUUUGGGGAGCAGAGAGGAAUUGUAUGGAAGCUGUGAACACCGUCAGGAUAGUCUGAUAGUAAGGACAGAGAUUAAGUAAAACAGGUUUUACUGUUUAGCUGUGUUCAGUUAAUACAAUGUACAUAAUAAGCAUUAGUCCUUUUGAGACUGACAAUGAUAAAUGGUCAGUGUGGUGGUGAACACUCUAAGUGUUGUAUGCAAGCACCUGCAAACGCUUUACAGUCCCUAUUUCUUUAAAGGAAGAUGUAAUAUGAAGCCCCCAGUCUGAUCUAAAGCCCCUACUGGAUUCUUUGAGUACACGUAAGAAAUUGCCUGUUUCAGCCAGAAAACUAUGUUGUGAGCCAGGGUGGUUUAUUUUGUUAUAUGCAGGUGAGUGUUGAAACUGUUAAAAAUCCCAAUUUGUUUUUAUUCAGUAUUAGUUUAGUUCUCAAAUAUAGCAAACCUCAUCCAGGUGCUAUCAGAUGACCAAUUACUGCUUAGUUAACUAGGUGUAAAGUUUUACAUAUCCAUUCAUGUCAAUAGUUUAUUACAAGUUGUGUAAAAUGGACUCUAGUUUAAUAAUGAGGGGAAAUAUUAGGUUGCUCCUGAAACUGACUGUAGAGCAUGUAAAAUGAUUUUACUGGAUUCUGUUCAACUGUAAUCAAUAAAAAAGAUGUAUGUUGUAGACAAAGUUGCAGAAUUAAAAGAGAAAUCUGCUUUUAAUUUAUUCUUUUUGUAUUAAGAAUUUGUAUAGUACCUUUACAUUUUGCAGAACAGUGUUGUCAACACUUAUUAAAACAUUUUCAAAAUGAAAA
Phodopus roborovskii (desert hamster) is the source of this 6657-nucleotide messenger RNA. RefSeq names its product FERM domain containing 4A (gene Frmd4a). Lineage: Eukaryota; Metazoa; Chordata; Mammalia; Rodentia; Cricetidae. Bases 429 to 3572 code for a protein of 1047 amino acids. The transcript is spliced from 24 exons. The record is from RefSeq and is a predicted model, not a curated record. Gene Ontology annotation, biological process: establishment of epithelial cell polarity. Gene Ontology annotation, cellular component: cytoskeleton; adherens junction; bicellular tight junction.